AUGUCUGGACGACCGACAACUGCAAACUCGUCGAGACCGUAUACUGCGGCCUCGUCAGACUACAGGCCCCAGACAGCCUGGAGCGAAUCCGAGCCGCCCUCUACCGCUCACGGCGGCGCGGCGACAUAUGCGUACCCGACGCAGCAGUACCACCAGCAGCACCACAAUCAUUUAUAUGCUCAGGAAGAAGAGGAUGAGGAAGAAGAGAGUGAGGAGGAAGACGUAUUUGCCUAUCUACCCCCCGGUACCGCCCAGAGCGACGUCGCUGCACCGAACCAGCACCAUAAUGGGAACCCACAGCAGCAACACGUUCAGUUUGCUCACCACACACAACAGCGGGGAGCCUUUGGGCAGCCGUUGCAGGCCCAGCAACCAGAGAAUAUGCAACCUCCACAGGACCAGCAGCAACCUCCAUCAGCAGCCGCAUUCCACAAUCUUGUCGCCGCUGCAGGUCUAGAUCCUGGACCUACGCCGCCCUACAGCCAGUCGAAUGCCAGCAGUCGAUAUGCACCGUCUGGUAUCGCUGCCCCCGCACCCACUACUACCGGUCAAACAGACAGCAACUAUGGGGACUUUGGACCGGACGCUUAUGACAUGCGUCCUAUUCCUUUCAGCCCUGGUGGGCCGGGAAUGUUCCCACCCGUGUCGGCGACCAAUAAGUCAUUUGGCAGGUCAGUCGACUCGCGCGAGGUCCGUGUCGACCUACCAUCGACUGGUGUCAGCUUUUCUUCAUCAAACUACAAUCCGGCGUCCCCAGGUCCUGUCAAGCGCCGCAUCUCGUCCGAGCUUGGUACCUCCAUCGGCGACAUGGCUACUACUCUCAAGUAUACGGAAGAAGUCGGUGGUGAAGAGGCAGAGGAAGAAGAUUCCCCGUAUCCAGAGGUCCGGGCAAGUGUAUCAAACACUGACGACACGGAGAUGCCAGCCGCCACCAUUCGGAUGUGGGUUUUGGGCAUGUUCUUGUGCCUUAUCGCCAUUUCCCUCAAUACUUUCUUCAAUUUUCGUUUCCCCAGCCCGACCCUUACACCCCUUGUCAUUUUGCUCAUUGCGUAUCCAUGCGGGAGAUUCCUCGCGGCCGUGCUACCCAUCCGUACCUAUCAACUUCCAGCUUGGUUGGGUGGAGCACGCUUCAGCCUCAAUCCUGGUCCUUUCAACGUCAAGGAGCAUGUGCUAAUCUUCAUCAUGUCCAACAUCUCUGCCGCUCCCUCCUUCUCCCUCAACACCAUUGUCGUCUCCGAACUAUACUAUAAGCUGGAUUUUGGUGCCGGCUUUAACCUGUGUCUCAUUCUCAGCACUCAGAUGAUGGGUCUGGGUUUCGCCGGGUUUGGACGACGCUUCCUCGUAUGGCCUGCGAGCAUGGUGUGGCCCAGUAACCUUGUCAGCUGCACACUCCUCAACACGCUUCAUGCUGGCGAGGAGACGGACCGACGCUCUGGCAUCAGUCGCUAUCGCUUCUUUAUCUAUGCCACCGUUGCCUCGUUUGCUUGGGCCUUUUUGCCGACAUUCCUGUUCCAGGCCUUAGGAUACUUUAGUUGGAUCUGCUGGAUUGCACCAACCAACCUGGUGGUUAAUCAAUUAUUUGGCACCGUGUCCGGCCUUGGCAUGGGCAUCCUGACGUUUGACUGGGCACAAAUAUCUUGGAUUGGAUCUCCGCUCAUGGUCCCUUGGUGGGCACAACUCCACGUCUUUGCUGGAUUUGCCUUCUUCUACUGGUUCCUUUUGCCCAUCCUCUACUACAAGAAUGCCUGGCACCUUGCGUAUAUGCCUAUGACUGCCCAGGCAUCAUUUGAUCGUUUCGGACGAGUGUACAACAUCUCUGCCAUCUUCAACCGCACCACUCGUAGCUUCAGCCCAGAAGCCUACAACGAGUACAGUUCGCUCUAUCUCCCAGGGCCGUUCCUUUUGGUCUACCUGUUGGCGUUUGCCAUCUCGACAGCAUUGAUCGUUCACACCGUCCUAUACAACGGUAGAACGUUGAUAAAUGGAUUCAAGAAAAUUCAGGUAGAAGAGGACGAUAUUCACGCCAAGCUCAUGCGCGCCUAUCCAGAAGUCCCCGACAAAUGGUAUGCGACACUCUUUGCCGUCUUCUUUGUCAUCGCUGUGCUUGCUGUUGAAGUCUGGCCGACUGGUAUGCCCGUGUGGACGUUGGCCAUAGCCGUCUUACUACCGGCGAUUUACAUGCUGCCAUGCGGUUUCAUCUUUGCGGUCACUGGUCAAGGACUCUCGAUCAAUCUAUUGGCCCAGAUCUUCAAGGCUGUCGCAAUCCAAACAUUAGGCUCAUCUCUUGCCUUUGUGCAAGACUUGAAGUUUGGUCACUACAUCAAGGUACCACCACGUGCCGUUUUCAUGGCUCAGACCAUAUCCGCCCUCAUGGGUGCCAUCGUACAAGUCGGUGUCAAGCGUUGGUUGUUUGCCAAUGUGCCAGACAUCUGCUCGCAGACACAAAAGGACGCACUCACCUGCCCACAUAAUCAAGUGUUCUUCAACGCUAGCGCCAUCUGGGGUCUCAUUGGGCCUGCAAGGCAAUUCGGAGAGGGAACCUUGUACCAUGGACAUCUAUAUGCCAUGCUCGUCGGAGCCCUCCUGCCUGUUCCAAUCUGGCUUUACCACAGAUUCCGACCGAAGACCCGACUGCGAUAUCUCAACAUUCCAGUGCUGCUCAACGGCCCGACAUUUUCCCCGCCAGCCCGUGGGAUCAACUUUUCGUCGUGGUUUGUCGUCGGAUUCAUCUUCCAAUACUUUAUCCGACGACGCAAUUUCCGCUGGUGGAGCAAGUUCAAUUAUGUGCUCAGCGCCGCGCUGGAUUCGGGCACGAUCUUGUCCAUUAUCAUCAUUUUCCUCACGCUUCAACUACCCUUCAAAAAUGGUGGUCUCUUGAUAGAUUGGUGGGGAAACAGCGCCGACGGCGCUUUCAAAACAUACGAUGUUUUGCAGCCUCCUCUCUACCGGUUACGACCCGGAGAGGCGUUUGAUGUAGCACCCAAUGGCCAACCAUGA
Messenger RNA from Serendipita indica DSM 11827, 2997 nucleotides. The record is from the annotation of a GenBank genome assembly. NCBI's taxonomy places the organism in Eukaryota, Fungi, Basidiomycota, Agaricomycetes, Sebacinales, Serendipitaceae.